Molecule: messenger RNA, 1506 nt
Organism: Amyelois transitella
Lineage: Eukaryota; Metazoa; Arthropoda; Insecta; Lepidoptera; Pyralidae
Product: RWD domain-containing protein 2B
Exons: 1
Coding region: 346-1209 (287 amino acids)
Molecular function (GO): protein binding
Source: RefSeq, a predicted model, not a curated record
AUUGCCAUCCCUAAUUGGAUAAAAUAUAACUAAAGGAAAGGAAGGAAUUAAUUAAAAUUCCAAAGAGGAUACAUUCAAACAAGCAGAUCGAAUAAUUAUGUACCAAUACCAACCCUGUGCAUACACGUUAGGUAUCUCAUUGUUUAUAAUGACCAUCAUCCCAUUCCAGUAGCUAUCCCUGAAAUAAAAACUUACAGUGAGUAGGUACCUAUUGGAAUCUACCACGUUCAAAUCUUAUCGAGGUGCUGACUUGGAAGAGAAACUCUCUCGAAACUCGAUAAAAAGGAAAACUUACACGUUGUGUCUGUGUAGAGAAGAUGCCAAAUUAAAAUAAGGAAAUUAUCAAUGUCGAAUAAUUGUGUUCGAGAAUUAAUUUGUAAUUGUUUGACCCAGCAGAUAAGCGAGUUGGAAUUGUUAAAAUCAAUGUAUCCUAACAAUGAUGAAAUUGUAUUAACAGACAGCAAUAUGCUGACUGACAUCAACAAUUUCUUAGAUAAUAAAACUGAAUAUAUUCCUAGUCAUUUGGAUUUUACAAUUCAUCUUCUUAUGAAUGAUAUGAAACUGGAAUGUUGCAUCAAUUUGCCAACUUAUUACCCAGAGGAGGAACCUGAUAUCUUUAUAAGAUGUAAUCAAUUGAAUAGACAACAAGAAACACAUUUAAAUAAAGAAUUAAUAAAAUAUAUUAAAGAUAAUCAUUCUGGAGAUGUCUGUAUUUAUACUGCAAUAUCGUGGUUACAGGAAAAUAUUGAAGCAUUUGCUUAUAAAUCAGACAAUGAAGUGAAACCAGUAGUUUCCAAGACCACUGGGGAAGGCAAAUUUGUUCGCUUGUGGAUAUAUUCUCAUCAUAUAUACAAUAAAAAAAAAAGAGAUGAAAUAAUAAAAACAUCCAAGGAAUUGAACUUAACUGGUUUUUGUCUUCCAGGAAAACCUGGUAUUGUGUGUAUUGAAGGACCUGAUUUUAAUUGUCAGGAAUGGUGGAAAAAUAUUAAAUCAAUGAGCUGGAAAAAAAUUAUGAUAAGAAAAACUGAAACUUUCCAAUCAGUUCAAGAAAAAAAUGAAAGAAAAUUUCAUAAUUUUGAAGAAAUUAUAUUUAGAAAUGCAUCUAAUAAAUAUAGCAAACAUGCAGAUAUGAGUGGAUUUUCUAAAUACAUGGAAGAGUUUGGUCUAUCACAAGCAUUUAAUGAAGUUUUUAGACUAGGACCUGAUUGACGAUGUACAUCUACACAUAAAAUUGUAAAUGAAGAUGAAAGAUUAGGUAUUUAGGUAACAACAGAGUAGACAGAGCCAAUAGUUAAAGUCAUUAACUUAAAGAGCACUAGCUGGCAUACAAUUUAUUUAAAUCACUAUUAGACCACCAGUAAAGCUAGAAAAAGGUGUAUAUAUAAAAAUAUAUAUGUAUAUAUAUUAUAUACAUAAUAUAAAAUUAAGUAAACCAUACAAAUCUUCCCUGUGCCCUUGGAUGAAACCUGUAUAUAUGUGACUAAAAUAAUAAAAAAAUAUUACAUA